AUGGAAGCGUUUGCCGAAGGGCGUGUGGAACAGCGACUCCAAGCCGCGUUGGAGCGGGUUCGAGUCAUAUUGGAUGCAACCAAGGAUCCACAAGCAGCUGGCGACGUGCACCAUCAGUAUGAAGACAAGUACUUGCUGGUGGAGGGCGUGACCAAUGCAGCAGUUGCAUCGCAACUGAAUUCGUUUAGUGCCUUGGGCCUGACGAUGCAGCAUGUGCAGAAGCUUCAAGAAUGGUCCAAAGACAAAGUCGUGUCGUUUCAAUUCAAUGCCGAAGAGGCAUGCAGUUACCUCCGAGAGGAAACUCGGGAAGAAGAAGAUCCGACAAGACAUGUCGAAGAGGUUUCAGUUCGCGGCGCUUUCCAGGCUGCAUUCACAAGCAAGGUGGUGACGAAGAUAACAGAGUACCUCUGGAAAUUCGAAGCAAAGUAUGAACUGGUGGCAAUCAGAGGAGUUGGUGAAACUGCUGAUGACCGGCUUUGCUUGAUGACACGUACAGGACAAGCAGAACUGAUAACAUCGGCGAAGCAAUCCCCGCGCCCGGAGGUGAAGAAGCCAGCAGCCAAACUGCAGGUGAAUGUGAGCUGGCUCUUCCGCAAUUUGAAGAACGACAAGGCUGUACCUGGCUUCACCGUGGACAGGCUGGCCAAACACUGCAAAACUCCGAGGCGCAACGGAGAUGUUCAGCAGGCAUACAACCACUGCGAGCGGGUUGCCGUUUUCGCCAACCAGGUAUCCGCUUAUCUCUCCGGGCUUUUCCAAGUACAGACCGUUGCCAAGAAGUCUCUGGACCUCGCGGCAAUCCGAGGAGAUGACAGCAUCUUCAGCCCUGUUCUCCCCGUUAUGGUCCAGAGCUCACAGGAAGCAAUCGAAGAUCUCGGUCCUGGCAGCGAGAGCAUGGUCCUUGUGGAGGCGGUCCAUGAGGAGGCCCAAAGCAAUGUGCAGCUGACGGUCCAGGAUUCUAAUCGGCUGCUUCAGGAAGAACUGCGGACUCUGAAAGGGAAGCAGGCCGACCUUGCAGAGGCCUUCCCAGAAGAGGGCCUCGCCACAAGGGCAGAGGCCUUUGCAGUCGUCACUUUGCAGCAUGUCGCCCGGGUGUGUUCCAGCUGGGCCGACGCAAUCGGCUACGUAGAAGACAUGCUCCGCAAGCAGUUGGCUGCCGCAAUCGGGAAGGAGGUUUCCCCUGCAGAUUUUGCCGCAUACAUGAGGUUUCAUUAUCGCAAACUCUUUCACGAGGCAUUCCUUCCGAAACCUCUGUGCUUCUCUGUGCGCCGUUCUGACACACAUAGCCCGGAGGGAACAGUGAGCAUCGAAGAGGCAGUGGUUGGGCCUGGUGGCGACUCCAACAUCAACAGCCCCAUCGUCACCAUGGUGGCCAGCACCACUGAGUCAGCUCCCAUGACCUUUCCGCUCAAUGCGUCGACGAACGUGACUUUUGCCGGAGAGAGGCACCUUCACGCCUGGCUCUCGCACCAGUUCUCGGGACAGUCGGGCUGUGAGCUGUCCUUGGUUGCGCGUGCCAGGCAGUUCAGCUCAAUGCUGGUCCUGAUCGGACGGGUUUCGUCUGCAAGCAGCUUUGACCCGAAGUAUGCCGCCAUCAUCCAGAAUAAGGAUGAGCUGACCAUACCUUUGAGUCUCUCGACGAUUCCAUCCCCAAAGGAGUUCAAAGACGCCAUUGAGUCUCUUUCGCCAGAGCAGCAAGCCUUCGCGAAAGCCUUCCGCGCGAUGCAGCUGGAGUCGACCUUAUUUGGUGUGCUCGUGGUGCAGAUUAAGCCACAGCUGGAGCGUGUCCUCAAUCUGGCAGACGACAGCUUGACGAAGGAGAUCAAGCUAACACAGGACUUGAUGCAGCUUUUCAUCAAGUAUCAGAUCCCUAGUGACCUGCUCUCCUUCGAUGCCACCUCGGGCGAUGCGGAGAUCUUGAAUCCCACUGCAGCCGAGAGAUUGGAGCGUGUCAAGGGGCACGUGCAGGCGAUGCACGAGAUGCUGGCGCAGGCGAAGCAAGAGGACCUCAAGGAGAGGGAGAGGGAGGUUCUGUACGACAAUCCCUUCGUGAUGCAACAAGAUGAUAGACGCGGCCCCACGAUGGUCAAGGAGGCACUUCAGGUCCAGCUUCAAGCUGCUCCGAGGAACCACAGCUUUCCCAUCAUGAUGGCCGGUUGUGCCGCACCUUCCCCUCCCGGUGCGGCGGGCAUGCCGAUGCCAGCUGACGCCUGUGCAGCUAUUGCAGCUCCCGCUCCGGUCGCCGCCCCGGCACCACAGCCGCAGCCACCACAGCCGCAGCCCACUCAGAGGUUUCCUGACGAACACAGCUCAGUAGGGACCAGUUCGGGCACCCGGGACUACACGCAGGUGCCAGUUGAAUUGGACCAGCGCUUUGAGAAGCUGGACACCGAUAAUUCCCUCCGGCCGACAAUCAUCAACCCCGGCGAGCGGUGGACAAAGCGCUCUCAGAAGGCACUGUUGGCCAGCCCUUCCACGUCCCAUUUGUCCAAGGCGGAGCAGAAGACGGAAAGAGAGGCUGCCUUCGACCUCCUCGAUGCCCUAACAAAGUCAGGGGCCUUGCCUUUGACGCAUGCGAGCCUGCAUGUGGUCAUCGCGGCAACACACUGCUUCGACAAGACCGUCACGGAGACCGUCAUCCAGAACAACAUCAACCCGAUUGCGAAAGUUGAGCGAUCCUCACUCAUCAUGGCCUCCACUGUGCACCAGACAGCGGUCACAGAUCUAAUCAAAGAUGAGCAAGUCCAGAGAGUGACGGACGCCUCCCCACAGCUCUUUCUGAAAGACGCUCGCUGA
Symbiodinium sp. CCMP2592 is the source of this 2796-nucleotide messenger RNA. The record is from the annotation of a GenBank genome assembly. Lineage: Eukaryota; Dinophyceae; Suessiales; Symbiodiniaceae.